This is a messenger RNA of Aspergillus clavatus NRRL 1, 396 nucleotides long. RefSeq names its product Zn(II)2Cys6 transcription factor domain-containing protein. Gene Ontology annotation, biological process: regulation of DNA-templated transcription. Bases 1 to 396 code for a protein of 131 amino acids. Gene Ontology annotation, molecular function: zinc ion binding; DNA-binding transcription factor activity, RNA polymerase II-specific. NCBI's taxonomy places the organism in Eukaryota, Fungi, Ascomycota, Eurotiomycetes, Eurotiales, Aspergillaceae. The transcript has a single exon. The record is from RefSeq and is a predicted model, not a curated record.
AUGGAACGCCGCAGGAAAACCUCGACAUCUCUGCCCCAGCUCAGUUGCGAGCUGUGUCGCAGGCGCAAGGUCAAGUGCGACAAGCGCAAUCCAUGCACCAACUGUGCGUCCGCUGGGGUCGCCUGUAUUCCCACUUACCGAAUGCGACUUCCCCGAGGGCGACAUGCCAAUCCUCCUCGUCGGCUCCAGUCAUCACCUCCUCCCUCCACCACAGAGUCCGAGCUGAUACACCCCCCUGAGUGGACGACACAGCCUGAUGUUUCCGUCAACAAGGAUCUCCAGGAUCGCAUUCACCGACUGGAAGAGCUUAUCCGUCGCAUGAAGCCAAGCGAUAAAGAGCUGGAAAGAGCAUCUGCUGGUUCGCGAGAGCAGGCAAGCGAGAAACUUCACCUUUAA